Photinus pyralis (common eastern firefly) is the source of this 1746-nucleotide messenger RNA. RefSeq lists its product as uncharacterized. Bases 333 to 1226 code for a protein of 297 amino acids. The record is from RefSeq and is a predicted model, not a curated record. Lineage: Eukaryota; Metazoa; Arthropoda; Insecta; Coleoptera; Lampyridae. Gene Ontology annotation, molecular function: serine hydrolase activity. The transcript is spliced from 6 exons.
CCCUUUCUUCUCGUGCAUGCUAUACAGAAUGACAAAACCAAAACACAACCUUGCCUGAAAUCGGUUUCGUGCCGGUAUUUUUAGUACGAAUUUUUACAUUAAAUUGGAACCGUUAGUAUACAAUUUGUGAUUUAUAUAUGACGCACGUUGUGACCGCCAACUACUUUUUUGUAUCAAUACAUAGGCAACUAGAUCGCACAGUAAAUGCUUGAUGUUUUAUGAGUAAAUGAAGAGGUGACACCAACUUGCUCAAGCAUCAAGAUUAAUAUACUGAUAAAACUACCUCUGUGAUAUACAAUCUCUGAAAGGUGCAUCAGAAAUACCUAUCCAUAAUGCUUUCACUUUCACGUAGUACCUGCGGAAAUCUAACAUGCAACGUUGUCAGAAAGCGAUGGCUGUCUUCUUUACCACUCUCCAAAAACUUGGAGUUGAUAACGAAGGACAAAAUACGCUCAAACGUCACAAAUUUUAAGUUGAGCACACCAUUGGAUAAGCCCCUCGUUAUUUUACUCUCAUGGCUCUUGGCGAAGCAGAAGCAUAUGCACAAAUUCGCGGACUACUACACCGGGCACGGCUUUGACGUACUCAACGUUAACACGGCACCAUGGCAGAUGCUGUGGCCGACCAAAGGAACACAAGUAAUUGCGAAUGAAGUAGCAACAUUUCUCGACCGAAACUCGAGUUACGCGCCACUAAUUGUUCAUGGCUUUUCAGUUGGUGGCUAUCAGUGGGGCGAGGUUCUUGUUCGGUUAUCGCAAGAGCCCCAGAGGUUCCGGCAUGUUGUAGAUCGUAUCAUCGGACAGGUAUGGGAUAGCGUGGCCGAUAUAUCCGAGAUACCUUACGGAUUUCCGAUGGCACUGUUUCCCAAGCAUAAAGUUCUGCAAAAUGCGAUGAGACAGUACAUUCUCUAUCAUCUGCGGACAUUCGACAAGGUAGCCACCUGCCAUUACGUUAGGGCUAGUCAAUUAUUCCACGGUAACAUGGUGAAGGCGCCCGCCUUAUGCUUUUUAAGCAAGACUGACCUCGUGGGCGCCGAGACCUCUAACCUACGGUUAAAGGAAAACUGGGAAAGUUUGGGGCUAAAGGUCUACUGGCAAUGUUGGGACACAUCGCCACAUGUUGGACAUUACAAAAGACAUCGCGAAGAAUAUCUUGAGAAAUUGGAAACAUUCCUUUAUGAAAUAAACGCAAUUCCUUGGGAAAACAAAUUACAAGUGAAAUUAUAAUUUUGGUGUUUGUACUUAUAGCACAUAAGUUUCCAUGUAAUUUCCUGUUUUUGUAAGACUGUGUAAUUCUGCAAAGUACCUCACAAUAAGAUUAUUCUCUUUGUUUCGAUUAUAAUUUUUGUAUUAUGUAAUUGAGGAAUAUGGCCAAAUGUUUUAGAAGUAGCACUCAGUUGAGAGUACCUAUAAUUUUGAUGUGUAGCUCAUUUCUCUGUAAAUCGUGCACAAUUCAAACUUUUCAUGCAAUGCAUAGAGAAACACUAGGUUUUAACACUUUUGUAAAUAAAAUAUUGUAAUAAGAAUAUUGUUUUUGCAACAUAAAAACAAUGUAUUCAAAAAGAUGUGGGUGUGGGCGAUUGUAGAGACAUGGUUGACGAAAUUUUAAGCUAUCUACGCCGCUGCAUAUUAUAUUAAUUAAAAUGCAGGGUUGGCAAAAAUUUGAUUUAAAUCUAGAUGCUCAUAAUUUCAAUUAUCAAGAAGAAUACCAAUAAAAACGUCGCUGUCUAGCUCAAAAUAAAAUUGA